Molecule: messenger RNA, 1272 nt
Organism: Angiostrongylus costaricensis
Lineage: Eukaryota; Metazoa; Nematoda; Chromadorea; Rhabditida; Metastrongylidae
Source: the annotation of a GenBank genome assembly
AUGGGUAGAGGGCGGAAUGGAUUCGAAGAGAAAAUGGGUAUGGAGACACAGGAAGUGCAUAGCACGAAGAACGAAAGCGAUCGAAACACUUCGUUUGCGCUUGUAGUGGGUAUCGUCUUGCGAGUUCUAUGUUUUCUCUACGGCCGUUCGUUUCUUGUGAAACGUCCUGAAUUGUCUUCACCAUUGGUAUCUUAUCGUCGACUUCAGGACGGCGUUGCUAUGUUCAAGGACAAUAUGUCGCCGUAUGAUGGAGAUCUGUUCCACUUCCAGCCACUUUUGUUACGUGUAUGUUCACUUAUUGACGCCAGCAGUGGAACCGUAUUCGCACUGUUUACCGGUCUCGACUGUUUAACAGCUACACUGCUAUCCAUUAGUGCUGCAUACUACGCAAAGAAUGGUGGAAGUAUUCAGCCGAAGUAUAUCUCAGGACUGGUAUUCAAAUGUUACUUGUGGAAUCCAAUCACUAUUGCCUGCACAGCUGUUCUUAGCAUUUCUGUAUUGCACAAUGUCCUCAUUGCUGUUCUCGUGUACUUUUUUUGCUCCGGGCUUCUUCUGCCAUGUGUUGUUGUUCUUUCCAUUUGUACCAGCAUUUCUGUCUAUCCUGUAAUCAUUGUGGCGUCCGUUUUACUCCGGUUUACAUCCGUACGAGAACGAGUGCUAACCUUAAGUGCUCUUACUUUCGGAUUCGUUGCAAUGGUGCUUUUGAAUUGGCUUCUUAAUGAUAUGAAUUGGAACUUCCUCGAAGACACAUAUGGAUUUAUUAUUUUCAGCCUGCAUGCAGAUGAUCUGACGCCGAACGUUGGUCUAUUCUGGUACUUUUUUAUCCAAGUGUUCGAACAUUUCCGAACAUUUUACUUGGCCGUAUUCCAAAUUAAUCUUAUAGUCUAUGUGGUUCCGCUGUUACUGAGUUUAAGGAGAGACGCACAUCUUCAUUUGGUAAUUAGUUUAUUGCUGGUGGCCGUAUUCUCGUCAUAUCCUACAUUGAACGAUGCAUCAACUUAUCUAGCGCUUCUGCCAAUGUUCGAGAAGUACAAGAAAUGUGAGUUAGCGUCUGUGAAGUAUCAAAUAUGUGAGGGUUUAGAUCCUCGUUACACUUUGGUAACUGGCUGUGCGAUUGUGACGUGCGUUGUGCUGAUGCCAGUGAUGUGGCACAUGUGGAUCGUCGUUGGUUCGGGCAAUGCAAAUUUCUAUUUCGCUGUAACUUUGAUUUACAAUGUUGCUCAGGUAACUCAAACAAUAUCCCCUAAUUUUAUGCAUUACGGUGAUAGCUAA